AAAUCUUUUAAUGUUUAUUUACUUUUGAGACAAUGCAAGAGACAGAGUGCAAACAGUGGAGGGGCAGACAGAGGGAGACACAGAAUCCGAAGUGGGUUCCAGGCUCUGAGCUGUCAGCCCAGAGCUUGACGCGGGGCUUGAACUCCCGAACUGUGAGAUCAUAACCUGAGCUGAAGUUGGACCCUUAACCGACUGAGCCACUCAGGCACCCCUAGAACACACUCUUUUUAUAUGGAAUCAGUUUUAAAUGGUAUGUGGUCCCCCCUCCUUCCCCAUCCUGCAUUUUACAAAUGAGAACACAGAAUUUGGGUGACUGACUUAAAGUCACUUAGCUAACAAGAAGCAGUGUCAACACUGACUGAUUUUCUUCUGACUUCCUACCCUGUUUACUCCAUCAGAAAUUGACUGCAUAUUGGGAAAUGAUCUUGACAUUUCUGUCAGAGUCAGCUAUACCAAAUGGGGUCAUGUGAGAGUAUUCAUGUCUUCCAGUUUUCACUGUGGGGAAAACCUUAAUCAGCUGCAUCAAGAUCUCAUUAUGCAUCAGAAAAAUGAAAAAACAGAAGAAAAUUUUAUGGAGGAAAGGAAUCCACUUAGCCUUUUCUGAGAAAUGGAAUACUGGAUUUGGAGGCUUUAAGAAGUUCUGCUUUCACCAACACUUGUGCAUUCUGAAAGCCAAAUUGGGAAGGCCAGUUAUUUGGAGCAGGCAGCUGAGGCAUUUCCAGUGCAGAAAGAAGGCCCUUCAAAUCCAGAAGACAUGGAUCCAGGAUGCACCUUUUUUUGCUAAGGCAAAGUCCAGUGUGGCUCUUCAGAAUGUUAGUACUUUGCCCUCUAAAGUGAAAAGAAAAGACUCUAAACACUUCAUUUCCUCCUCAAGGACCCUCCUGAAACUCCAAGCAGAGAGGCUGCUAUCAUCAACAAAGAACUCUGACCAUGAAUACUGUGGAGAUAAAAGUCUCUUGAAGGCGGUUGCGGACUUACCAGCAAAUAGUGUUUUAGGUCAGGUCAGUGGUCACAGACCUAGGACGGAGCCACAAGCUUCUGACUUUCCCAUGAAGUUCAAUGGGGAGAGCCAAAGUCCAGGUGAGAGUGGCACAAUUGUGGUCACCUUGAGCAACCAUAAGAGAAAGCGCUUUUGUUAUGGCUGCUACCAAGGGCUGGAGCACCACAGGAAUGGGGGACCCCUGAUUCCAAAAAAGUUUCAACUUAACCAACAUAGAAGAAUAAAAGUAUCUCCUCUUAUGAUGUAUGAGAAAUUAUCCAUGAUUAGAUUUCGGUACAGGAUUCUCAGAUCCCAGCACUUCAGAACAAAAAGCAAAGUUUGCAAGCUAAAAAAAGCCCAGCGAAGCUGGGUGCAGGUCACUGGGGACCAUCAAGAGACCCUUAGGGAAAACAGUGAGGGUGGCAGUUGCAGCCCAUUCCCUUCCCCAGAACCUAAAGACCCUUCUUGUCGGCAUCAACCAUACUUCCCAGAUAUGGACAGCAAUGCUGUGAUGAAGGGAAAGAACUCUCAUGUGCCUGAUGGCCACACUAAAGGAAGCCCUUUCUUGGGCAAGGAGCUUAGUUUAGAUGAAGCAUUCCCUGACCAACAGAAUGGUAGUGUCACAUACACCUGGGACCAGUCACCCUGUUCUCCUAAGUGGGAGUGUACAGAGCUGAUUCAUGAUAUCCCCUUAUCAGAACAUGAUUCUAGUAACAUGUUUAUCUCAGAAAACGAAAGAGAAGUUAUGACUCUGGGUCAGGAAAAUCGGACAAGUACUGUCAGUGAUGACAGAGUAAAACUGCCCAUGUCUGGGGCAGAUCAGUCUGUGAGUGAUGUAGAUGGGCCUGUGUCCGAAAAGACUGAGAGCUCAUGCCAGAUGGAUGAGGAUGGAUCUCUCAAGCAGAACAUUCUUAGUUCUAAGUUGCUGGACCACCCUUACUGUAAAAGUCCACUGGAGGCUCCUCUGACAUGCAGUGGACUCAAACUCGAAAAUCAAGCAGGAGGUGGGAGGAACAGUCAGAAAGCAUCUCCUGUGGAUGACGAACAGCUGUCAAUCUGCCUUUCUGGAUUCCUAGAUGAGGUUAUGAAGAAGUAUGGCAGUUUGGUCCCACUCAGUGAAAAAGACGUCCUUGGAAGACUAAAAGAUGUCUUUAAUGAAGACUUUUCUAAUAGAAAACCAUUUAUCAAUAGAGAAAUAACAAACUAUCGGGCCAGGCAUCAAAAAUGCAACUUCCGCAUCUUCUACAAUAAGCACAUGCUGGAUAUGGAUGAUCUGGCAACUCUGGAUGGUCAGAAUUGGCUGAAUGACCAGGUCAUUAAUAUGUAUGGUGAGCUGAUAAUGGAUGCAGUCCCAGACAAAGUUCACUUCUUCAACAGCUUUUUUCAUAGACAGCUGGUAACCAAAGGAUAUAAUGGAGUAAAAAGAUGGACUAAAAAGGUGGAUUUGUUUAAAAAGAGUCUUCUGUUGAUUCCUAUUCACCUGGAAGUCCACUGGUCUCUCAUUACUGUGACACUCUCUAAUCGAAUUAUUUCAUUUUAUGAUUCCCAAGGCAUUCAUUUUAAGUUUUGUGUAGAGAAUAUAAGAAAGUAUUUGCUGACUGAAGCCAGAGAAAAAAAUAGACCUGAAUUUCUUCAGGGUUGGCAGACUGCUGUUACAAAGUGUAUUCCACAACAGAAAAAUGACAGUGACUGUGGAGUCUUUGUGCUCCAGUACUGCAAGUGCCUCGCCUUAGAGCAGCCUUUCCAGUUUUCCCAAGAGGACAUGCCCCGAGUGCGGAAGAGGAUUUACAAGGAGCUGUGUGAGUGCCGGCUCAUGGACUGAAACUCAGCAGGACUCUGGAAGGUCUGACCAAGUUGAAGCAGAUGGUUUGUUACUUGAAUCUCCAAACACUUAUUUGAAUUUUUACAGAUAUUUCAGAUCAGUGGUGUUGGGCCACUAUUGUUACCUCAAAUUUGUUUUUUGCCCUAUUCAUUUCUCUAGCUACCGUGUACUAUUUUUUAAUGUUCAGUUUGGUUUCAUUUUUAAUUUUAUGGAUUCCGUGUGUUUCCCCCAUAUUUAAUAUUUAUUCAAACGCAUGCAUAUAGACAGAGCAUGCAGUGCAGAGUAUUAAAAAAAAAGCCUAGUAGAUUUGGUGCAGCUUUUGAAAUUUACUUAGACGUGAACUGAAUACAGGUUUAAAAUUUAAUCCCAGAACCUAAAAGUGCAGGAUGUUUUUGAUACAACAUAACUUUGAGAAGGAUCGUUGUUCCCUGGGUGUAAAGGGUAGCUAGGAGUGGUGGUUUUGACAAACCCAGUCCUGUUUAACCUGCUGCACCUUUCAUGGACUUCCUUCUCCAGUUGAGUCUUGCAGAGUGAAUUGCAUUCCUUUUGAAAGGGUGAGAAGUGGCCAAAACCUGACUGGUGUGUUCUGUUUAGACAAGCACACUUAUAAGUGCAGUGCCUACUUUGGGAGGAGUUGAUUAAAGACAACAGCUUUUGGGGGGGGGGGGGGGUCCAGUUAUUUUAACACAUGAGAAAAUUUCAAUCUUGGCUUUAAGAAUUACAACAAAUGCCUAAAUCUUAUAAAGGCUUUUGCUAGAACACUGAAUUCUCUGGAUUUAUUAAAAAACAUUAUCCAUCAGACUAGUAGUCAACCACAUGAGAAUUCAGCCUUUCCAAGAGUAAUUUACAAGUUGUCACUACCCUUGUGUUGUCUAAGAUGUGGCAAAUACCUUUCUAUUUCAAUGGUGUUUAAAUAUUAAUCUUCAGAACUAAAGACUGACCAGGUCUUUUGCAGAUGGGUGGGGAGAAGAGGAAAAGUAGUAAGACUUGCUUGCACAGGAGCACAGCAGAUGUUACUAGACUUUUUUUUGCUCCUACCUCUUUAGUGAUCUCAGCAGCAUGCGGGGCUCCCUCAGUUGGCCUCUUGUUACCAACCCUGAGACUCCAGAGCUGGAGUCCUUUUUUCACUUCUAUCAACCUCGUCUUCUGGGGAAAAGCAGAAGCGACCCUGUCCUAAUACUUUGCUGCAUUAGGAUUAAAGUAAUGGAUCUUACAUCUUUAUUCUAGCCUUUUGUGAUAUUUGAAAAGAAAGGAAAUGAGGAAAGAUGCAUGGUAAACUACUCAAUUACCUUUUCUGAACUGGGGCAGAAAAAACAACAGAGGUGUGUGUAAGCAUCUCAGAAGCUUACACCAAAUACCAGGUAAAUGACAGAAGAUACUUGGAUUUAUGCCUGGUUAGGUGUGGGGUGUUGGAAAUAAAAAGCUAAAACGUGCAGUUAAACUUGGCCAUGAGGUAAGGUUUCCAGCAGUUGAAGGUAGAGUCAGAACAUGUUUACACGCAGGGUUCCCAUCCCCUGACAUUCCAAGCACCAACACCAGUGUUUACAUUGUAAAGAGCCCCAGCAUUCUCCACACUCCUCUAGACUUCGUGUAAAACCAGGUCAGUAUUUCUUACUGUGCUUCAGGUCGCUGAAAGGACUGAGAUCAGAGGCACUUUAUGCUGCUACAGUUAGGCUUGUGUUGUCAGCAUUUGCAAAGAUGACAAUUUAAAGUGAGGAAGAGAUCCUGAGGUUUUCUGACAUUAGCUAAUUAUGCAAACAUGAGAUUUUUUUCAAAUCUGCAUGUAAGACAUUUGCCUAAUGGGAGAAGGGGGCAGUUAUGCAGUGGCCAGUAACUAGGCUGUGGAUUCACAGUGUUUUAUACUUUAGAGCUCCAUCUCACCUCCUCACUGACAACCAGGCACGUAGAAGAGGCAGAACUGUGUUCUGAAUCUUUAAUGCUCAAAAGUGGAGUUGCCGGUUUCCUCCAGUCUGAGAAACGGUCACCUCCUCGGCGCUGAGGCAAGCAGGGGUGCUCAGAGGUAACUACAGUAAGCUGUCCAAGUCCCGCUUCCCUUUCACUUCCAGCUUCAUAGGGCACCUUGAGGUGUACUGUCAAGCUUGCUUUUGCCUAAAUGUCAGAUGUUUUAAGUAUGGUUCAAAAUGUUCCUCUAUUCGUGAAACUCAGUUUUAGCAUACAGAGUUGCUUUUCCCCCUUGUUAUUAGGUGUAAACCUCUAUUAGCCCAAACCCUACAUCAGAGGGGCCUCUGUCCUGAUGUUUGCAAUAAUUGCUUCUUUGCAACAAAGACAUUUUUUAAAUAUAGUCUGGGCUGCUGGUGGAAGAGACAGGCAUUGUUUUAUUGUCACUAGCUUGGCACUGAAUUGUUUGGGUGUCCACAAAGUGGGCAGACCUUAUGCUUUUGAGGUUGAGUGCAGGCCUUGUACAAACUAAAAGCAGCUUAUGUGCCUUCAAGCUGCCCGGUCCAUCAGCAAAUUACUAGUCUGUUGUUUAUUUCCAGUGAUUUGUCCUUAUGUUAAAUCUGUAGCCAUGAAUGUGGAUUUAAUUCAACUUUUAGUUCUCUUAAGAAGAAAGGGAACCUCUUAAGGAAGGGAAAAGAAGCAGUUGCUGCCAAUAUCCCCACUUUCUGGCUUUGCAUUAUAUUUUCUACUUCUGAGUGACACUGUCAUCUUGGAGUCACGGUUGGAACAAAACAACAGCCCUGACUAGUGGAAGAGCUGCCCUUUUUCUUUGCAGUUGUGUUCACUGCUUCCCCGGGUGAGAAGGGCUGACUGGGAGAGCUCUGGGUGGAUCAGACCCUUCACACGAGAAAAAGUAUGUUAAUAAUAAAUAGUGUGAAUUGAAUAUACUGACUACCUGCUCUGUUUAAUUAUGUUAAGAAACCAAACUAAUCAACAGUUGUAAAGCACCUACUUCUAUUAUGUGCGAGGCUCUGCCUCCUGGCCUAUAGAUAAUUAAGACCUAGGGAAUAUACCGUCAGAGAAAUGCAAAUUGUAUUUGGGUGUUACAAAAACAGGCCUAGAUAAGCUGUUCACUUAAAUGGUACCUUUGGACAGAAAAAGAAUUUAUUUAAAGAUUGUGAUCAUGUAAAAUUACUCAAACCUUCUAGCAAAAAUAUUUUUUUGAAAAAUAAACUAAAUGCCUUUAUAAA
This is a messenger RNA of Neofelis nebulosa (Clouded leopard), 5950 nucleotides long. It is a transcript of the gene SENP5, whose product is annotated as SUMO specific peptidase 5. NCBI's taxonomy places the organism in Eukaryota, Metazoa, Chordata, Mammalia, Carnivora, Felidae. The transcript has 10 exons. Gene Ontology annotation, biological process: protein desumoylation. Bases 549 to 2801 code for a protein of 750 amino acids. The record is from RefSeq and is a predicted model, not a curated record. Gene Ontology annotation, cellular component: nucleus. Gene Ontology annotation, molecular function: deSUMOylase activity.